AAAUUUUGAAAGAAAAUGGGUCUGAAAUGGUUUCGGGCAAGUUUAUCGAUGGAAAAAGAAGCAUCUAAAGUUCCAGCAAUGAUGGGCUUAUAUCGAAGAAUUUCAUUCGAGCCAACAAUUCAAAAAAAUGUGGAAAUCUCAUUGUCAACUGUGCCUCUUUUAAUCGUAAGUGAUUUAACGUCAAGUGGCGAUAACGAAACAGUGAAAAAUGACCGCUCAAGAGCAGAUCUUACAAAUCAAACAUCAUCGUCAAGUAUUGAUUCGGAGGAAAUCACGAUAAAAGAGAUUGACAACAAAUCACAGAUAAAUAAUCAUUCGGUUGAAAAUACAGAGUCUUCUAUUUUCACCAAAGAUCCAAAUGUAAAAGAGGAAUCGGCACGUGGCGAGAAAUUAAAUAAGAUAACUAAAGAUCAGAAUAUGUCAGAUAUAAAAAGUCCUAUCAAUUCAGAUAACGAGCUAGUGAUCUAAUAAAGGGAAAAUAUCAAAUAUAUACACAUGAUGUUUAGCGUAAGAAAAAAGCAUAUAGAAAAAAAGAUACUCUUGUUUCGAUUCGGCACUUCUCUACUUUACUAUCUUAUAUCUUUUUAUAUAUACUACAC
Atta colombica is the source of this 599-nucleotide messenger RNA. RefSeq lists its product as uncharacterized. The transcript has a single exon. Bases 16 to 468 code for a protein of 150 amino acids. The record is from RefSeq and is a predicted model, not a curated record. NCBI's taxonomy places the organism in Eukaryota, Metazoa, Arthropoda, Insecta, Hymenoptera, Formicidae.